Molecule: messenger RNA, 6594 nt
Organism: Sinocyclocheilus grahami
Lineage: Eukaryota; Metazoa; Chordata; Actinopteri; Cypriniformes; Cyprinidae
Product: plexin-A1-like
Exons: 31
Coding region: 368-5980 (1870 amino acids)
Biological process (GO): semaphorin-plexin signaling pathway; regulation of cell migration
Cellular component (GO): plasma membrane; semaphorin receptor complex
Molecular function (GO): protein binding; semaphorin receptor activity
Source: RefSeq, a predicted model, not a curated record
UGCGUCUCGAUCAGGACGCGCGGACCGCAUUCCUCCUCAUUCAUGCCGUGCUGAGACUCCACACACAGAAAGUGCACGCGGAGCUUUACACACUGCUGCCGAGAAAAUGUACUCAAGUUUGAGAUUUUACGCAUGGCGAGGAUAAUAAACCAAGGCAUCAAGAGCACAAGGCUAGCGGCCAUGGCGCUGCAGAUGAUGGUGUAGACGACAGCUCCGUGCCGAGAGAGAGAGCAGAGAGGACACUGGGUCAAUAAGUUGCUCUCCUCACCGUAGACUGACAGACGCUGUCCAGGUUUUUUUUUCAAGCCCAGGAUCAGUAAGGUGAACAGAUCACCUGGCCUACUGCUUCCUCAGAAAAAUACUAAAAAUGCUGCCGUAUGGGAGGAGGCCCCUUCCCACCUCUCUUCGUGAGGCAUUCCUCCUCCUCUUCUUCCUCUCGUUCCUCCCUCAACAUGGGGGGCUCGAGGUUAACCUCUCUUCCUUCCGGACCUUUACCCCACCAGAGGGAGGGCUUACGCAUUUGGUCGUCCAUGACAAAACGGGUGAAGUCUACGUCGGUGCUGUCAAUUGGAUCUACAAGCUCUCCAGCAACCUGACCAAGCUUCGAAGCCAUGUUACUGGUCCUGUGGUGGAUAAUGAGAAAUGUUACCCACCACCUGGUGUUCAGUCUUGCCCUCACGAGUUAUCACAGACUAGCAAUGUCAACAAGUUGUUGCUUCUGGAUUCAGGGCAGAACAGGCUCAUUGCAUGUGGAAGCACCUCGCAGGGUAUAUGCCAGUUCCUCCGACUGGAUGACCUCUUCAAACUGGGUGAGCCACAUCACCGCAAGGAGCACUACCUUUCAAGUGUGUCCGAGGCGGGCACUAUGUCAGGAGUGGUUAUUAGUGGAACCCAAGGUGAAGACAGAGGUAAAUUGUUUGUAGGUACACCCAUCGAAGGAAAAUCGGAGUACUUCCCAACUCUCUCCAGUCGUAAGCUGAUGGCUAAUGAGGAGAAUGCUGAAAUGUUCAGCUUUGUCUACCAGGAUGAGUUUGUCUCCUCACAGCUCAAGAUUCCAUCCGACACCCUUUCCAAGUUCCCUACCUUUGACAUCUACUAUGUCUAUGGCUUUAGCAGCGAGCAAUUCAUCUACUACCUAACUCUCCAGCUGGACACCCAGCUCACCUCGCCGGAUGCCAGUGGUGAACAAUUUUUCACCUCCAAGAUUGUCCGCCUCUGUGUGGAUGACCCCAAGUUCUACUCCUACGUGGAGUUUCCUAUUGGCUGUACCAAGGAUGGUGUGGAAUACCGAUUGGUUCAAGACGCCUACCUCAGUCGGCCCGGUGCCAAGCUGGCACGAUCAUUGGGUAUCUCUGAACAGGAAGAGGUGCUGUUUACCGUUUUUGCUCAGGGCCAAAAGAACCGGGCCAAGCCACCGAAAGAAUCAGCACUGUGCCUGUUCACACUGCGAAAAAUCAAGGAAAAGAUUAAGGAGAGGAUCCAAUCCUGCUACCGGGGUGAAGGAAAGCUAUCCCUGCCCUGGCUGCUCAACAAGGAACUGAACUGCAUAAACUCACCUCUGCAGAUAGAUGACAACUUUUGUGGCCAGGACUUCAACCAACCUCUAGGGGGCACCACUACGAUUGAGGGGAUUCCUUUAUUCCUGGACAAAGAUGAUGGGAUGACAUCAGUGGCGGCAUAUGAUUAUAGCGGGCAAACCGUAGCCUUUACUGGCACCCGUAGCGGCAGGAUGAAGAAGAUCUUGGUGAACUCCAUUACCCAGCCUGCACUGCUGUAUGAGAACGUGGUGGUGAGCGAAGGGAACCCAAUUUUAAGGGACAUGCUGUUCAGCCCUGACCAUCAAUACAUCUACACCGUCACAGAUAAAGCGGUAAGACUUAAGGGAGUGUGCUGUUUGACAUUGAUGGUCGACGGAUGUUCACGUAAGGACCGCUGUGAGAGAGCUGAUGAGCCCCAGCGCUUCGCCUCCAGACUGGAGCAGUGCGUCCGACUCAUGGUGCAGCCCAACAAUAUUUCAGUCACCAUGUCUGAAGUUCAGCUGGUUCUUCAGGCUCAGAACAUCCCCAGUCUGGCUGCGGGCGUCAACUGCUCAUUUGAGGACUACACUGAGACGGAGGGACACAUCAUGGGGGGACGUAUAUAUUGCCUGUCCCCCUCCGCACGGGAGAUCGCUCCCAUCACGCGCAACCAGGGUGACAAGCGGGUGGUGAAGCUCUAUCUGAAAUCCAAGGAGACGGGGAAGAAGUUUGCCAGUGUGGAUUUUGUCUUCUACAACUGCAGUGUCCAUCAAUCGUGUCUUUCCUGUGUGAAUGGCUCCUUUCCAUGCCACUGGUGCAAAUACCGACACAUGUGCACCCACAAUGCCAACGACUGCUCCUUCCAGGAGGGCCGCGUCAACAUGUCAGAGGAGUGUCCUCAGAUCCUGCCGUCCACUCAGAUCUACAUCCCUGUUGGUGUCAUGAAGCCCAUCACCUUGUUGGCCCGCAAUCUUCCACAGCCUCAGUCUGGACAGAGGAACUACGAGUGUAUCUUCUAUAUUCAGGGAAAAGAGUACAGUGUCACUGCACUGCGUUUCAACAGCACUAGCAUACAGUGUCAGAAGACCAUGUAUGACUAUGAAGGAAAUGACAUCAGCGACUUGCCGGUGGACCUCUCGGUUGUGUGGAACGGAGAUUUCGUCAUUGACAACCCCUACAAUAUCCAAGCGUACCUGUACAAGUGUUACGCCAUGCGGGACAGCUGUGGGAUGUGUUUGAAAGCAGAUCCUCGGUUUGACUGCGGCUGGUGCGUGCAGGAGAAGAAGUGUUCACUGAGACAGGAGUGUGCUCCUCCAGAGAGCAUCUGGAUGCACCCCAGUGCAGGAAACAGUCGCUGCACACACCCCAAAAUCAACAAGCUGUUUCCUGAGACCGGACCACGGCAAGGCGGAACCAGACUCACCAUCACCGGAGAGAACCUGGGUCUGCAGUUUAGAGACAUUAUGACAGGCGUUCGGCUGGGAAAAGUACCAUGUGUUCCUAUUGAAGAGGAAUACAUUAGUGCGGAAAGGAUUGUGUGUCUGCUGAAUGAUGCCACAGGAUACCGCGUGCAGGAAGCCCAGGUGGAGGUGUGCGUGAGAGACUGCCUGGCUGACUACAGAGCCCUCUCACCCAGGGCUUUCACCUUUGUGACGCCAUACUUCACCCGUAUCCAGCCCGCUCAGGGACCUCUUUCAGGAGGAACCAGAAUCACCAUUGAAGGAAACCAUCUCAACGCUGGCAGCUCUGUGUUGGUCAACAUUGGGCUUCACUCUUGUCACUUUAAAAAGCGGAGCUCUAAAGAGAUCGUGUGCAUGACCCCGGCCGGCGUGAACGCGGGAAGCACUCCGGUUAUGGUGGACAUAGACUCAGCUGAGCUGAGGAACCCCGAGGUGAAGUUUAACUACACAGAGGACCCCACCAUCCUGAAGAUAGACCCGGUCUGGAGCAUUGCUAGCGGUGGGACUCUGCUGACGAUCAGCGGCACCAACCUGGCCACCAUUAAAGAACCCAAGAUCCGUGCCAAGUACGGCUCUGCAGAGUCUUUCCAUAACUGCACGGUUUUCAACAACUCCAUUAUGGUCUGUCUGGCCCCGUCGCUGGCAGAUUCAGAUAGAGGCUUUGCUGAGACUGGCAGCGGACCGGAUGAGAUCGGCUUCUACAUGGAUAACGUCCACGCCCUUGUGGUCGUCAACGAGAGCUUCAGCUACUACCCAGACCCCGUCUUUGAACCCCUCAGUCCCACAGGCAUUCUGGAGCUCAAACCAACAUCUCCCCUCAUCCUGAAGGGUCGUAAUUUGAUUCCUGCCGCACCCGGUAACUCCAGGCUUAACUACACAGUGUUUAUCGGAGAGACACCGUGCGUUCUGACGCUCUCUGAGACCCAGUUGCUGUGCGAGUGGCCCAACCUCACCGGCCAGCACAAAGUGACGAUCCGGGCAGGAGGGUUCGAAUAUUCCCCCGGCACGCUGCAGGUCUACUCCGACAGCCUUCUCACCCUGCCUGCUAUCAUCGGGAUCGGAGGAGGUGGAGGCCUCCUGCUGCUGGUCAUCAUCGCUGUGCUCAUCGCCUACAAGCGCAAGUCCCGGGACGCAGACCGCACCCUCAAACGACUCCAGCUGCAAAUGGACAACCUGGAGUCUAGAGUCGCUCUCGAAUGCAAAGAAGCUUUUGCUGAACUCCAAACUGACAUCCAUGAACUGACCCAAGAGCUGGAUGGAGCGGGCAUCCCGUUCCUGGACUACCGAACCUAUGCCAUGCGGGUGCUGUUCCCUGGCAUUGAGGACCACCCGGUGCUCAAGGAGAUGGAGGUGCAGGCUAAUGUCGAGAAGGCCUUGACUCUGUUUGGUCAACUCCUCACCAAGAAGCACUUCCUGCUGACAUUUAUCCGCACGCUGGAAGCUCAGCGCUCCUUCUCCAUGCGUGACCGUGGCAAUGUGGCAUCACUCAUCAUGACAGCUCUACAGGGAGAGAUGGAGUACGCUACAGGAGUCCUCAAACAGCUGCUCUCUGACCUCAUCGACAAGAACCUGGAGAGCAAGAACCACCCUAAACUGCUGCUCAGGAGGACCGAGUCUGUUGCUGAGAAGAUGCUUACAAACUGGUUCACAUUUCUUCUGUACAAGUUCUUAAAAGAGUGUGCAGGUGAGCCUCUCUUCAUGCUGUACUGUGCUAUGAAACAGCAGAUGGAAAAAGGCCCUAUAGAUGCCAUCACCGGAGAGGCCAGAUACUCCCUCAGUGAGGACAAACUCAUCCGGCAACAGAUUGACUACAAGACUCUGACACUUCAUUGUGUGAACCCCGAGAACGAGAACGGCCUGGAGGUGACGGUGAAAUGCCUGAACUGUGACACAAUCACCCAGGUGAAAGAGAAGCUUCUGGAUGCUGUGUAUAAAGGAAGCCCAUACUCACAGAGACCAAAAGCAGGAGACAUGGACCUGGAGUGGCGGCAGGGGCGACUGGCGAGGAUCAUUCUGCAGGAUGAGGAUGUCACUACUAAGAUUGAUAAUGACUGGAAACACCUGAACACACUAGCACACUAUCAGGUAACAGAUGGGUCUGUUAUCGCCCUGGUGCCAAAGCAAAACUCUGCGUACAACAUCUCAAACUCGUCCACCUUCACCAAGUCCCUCAGCAGAUACGAGAGUAUGUUGAGAACGGCCAGCAGCCCAGACAGUCUACGGUCCAGGACGCCCAUGAUCACGCCCGAUCUAGAGAGCGGUACCAAACUCUGGCACCUCGUCAAAAACCACGACCACGCAGAUCAACGUGAGGGCGAUCGCGGGAGCAAGAUGGUGUCAGAGAUCUACCUGACACGACUGCUGGCCACCAAGGGUACUUUACAGAAAUUCGUUGAUGAUUUGUUUGAGACGAUAUUCAGCACGGCUCACCGUGGCAGUGCCCUCCCUCUUGCCAUCAAAUACAUGUUUGACUUCCUGGACGAGCAGGCGGACAAACACCAAAUCACAGAUUUAGAUGUUCGGCAUACCUGGAAGAGCAACUGUUUGCCAUUAAGGUUCUGGGUGAACGUGAUCAAGAACCCCCAGUUUGUGUUCGACAUCCACAAGAACAGCAUCACAGAUGCGUGUCUCUCCGUAGUGGCCCAAACAUUCAUGGACUCCUGCUCUACAUCUGAACACAAGCUCGGCAAAGAUUCCCCUUCCAAUAAGCUGCUCUACGCUAAAGAUAUUCCCAACUACAAGAACUGGGUAGAAAGGUAUUACUCAGACAUUGCGCGCAUGCCCGCCAUCAGCGAUCAGGACAUGAGCGCUUAUCUCGCGGAGCAGUCCAGACUCCACCUGAGCCAGUUUAACAGCAUGAGUGCCCUCCACGAGAUCUACUCCUACAUAACCAAGUACAAAGACGAGAUCCUGUCUGCACUACAGAAGGACGAGUUAGCUCGGCGACAAAGACUGCGCAGUAAACUGGAACAGGUUAUCGAUACCAUGGCUCUAGCAAGCUGAGGACACCCCCUCCCCGUCUCUCCACCCACCUCAGCUGACUCCCUCCGACCUCCUGACCCUCGCCCACAGUCAUACACAUGCACGCGUGUGCGCACACACACACACACACACACACACACACACACACACACACACUAAGCUAACAGACUGCAAGGACAGAAGCAGUACACUGGAGACCCCUCAGCCCAGGGUGGAAAUCCUCUUUCAUCACUUCCUUUGAACUCAACAUGCACCAGAAUGUCUCCUCGGAUGCCACGUCCAACCAAUAGGACUGGACUUUGUUUUUUGGAUUUUUAUCAUUUUGAAUUGUGUGUUGAGCCACGCUUGUGUGCUUUUACUCACCAAGGAUGACUUGUAUUAUGAGCCAGAAUACCUUAAAGCCCAUGAAGGAUAAAAGCGGUGUGUCUCCCCCCCCCCCCACACACACAAAUGGAAUUUUGUUUACUCGCUCAAUUAACAUUUUUAUUUUUUUUUUGGUAACUCUUUGGGUUGAUUGAACAACUCACUCACUCCAGUCUCCUGCCACUUGUGUUACUGCUGAAUUUGCACAAUUUACAGGAACUACAACAAAUGAAAAUGGUAUAAAUAUAUAUAUAAAUGUGUAUAGAUAUAUA